AUCACUGCCAACGACCCGACACGACACCAAAGCUCGACGCCAGCGAGCUCGUCCCUCUCCCCGAUGUUCCGACCACGGCCAGCCCAUGCACUGUCAAUAUGGCUUCUCCUUCUAGUAUUCUGCACAACGGUUGCCAACGCACUGCAUUUCUACCUUGACGCUGGAGAGAAACGAUGUUUCCUGGAAGAGAUUCCGAGUGACACUGUGGUCGAAGGUCAUUACAAGGCCCUUGAAUGGAAUGAGCAUGAGCAGAAGUACGUAAACAACCCGGACCUAGGAAUCCUCGUUGAGGUCGACGAGCUUGAAUCUGGGGAUAACGUUGUGAAGACUCGAGGGCCUUCGGAAGGUCGCUUUACCUUCACUUCACACGACUCAGGAGACCACUCCGUCUGCCUGUCAUCUAACUACGGGAAUGCCUGGUUUACCAAGACCCACAUUCGCCUUUACCUCGACAUCGUUGUUGGCAGUACGAAACCUGAUCGUGAACAUGAUCGUUCCCACGUUAGCGAGCUCUCAUCCAAAUUGCGCGACUUGAACCAAAAGCUAGAAGAUGUUCGGAGGGAGCAGCAAUAUCAGCGCGAACGGGAGGCGAACUUUAGGGACCUCAGCGAGUUGACGAAUAGUAGGGCUGUAUGGUAUAGUAUUGCUCAGAUAAUUGUGCUGGUCGCGACCUGUGCAUGGCAGCUGAGGCAUUUGAGGAGAUUCUUCGAGGAUAGGAAAAUGCAUUAAUAUAUUCCUGGCUUUCUUUCUCGGAUUUAUCGCUUUCUUGCUUGCUAUCAUACCCUGCUUUCUAUUGAGCUGGUUCGAACCUCAACAGAACCUUCCUCCCAUACCGACCCUCCUGUAUCUUCGCAAUGACGCUUCGGACCUGCUGAGCAACCUCUUCGUCGCUGGCCGUGCCUUUCAGGUUCAAUAUUUCAUAUUCUGGUUCUCGCAACUGAUCAAAUGAACUAUGUUCAGCAAAGCAUUUCUACUGGACAAGCCACUAUUACGCACCUUGAGCUCGGCCAGUGUCUUCAUGAGCUCUUCCCUCUGUUGUAUGGAGUGUUCUUCAUACCAUUUGGAUUGCCUAAAAUCAUUGACUAUUGGUUAUAAACCU
This is a messenger RNA of Somion occarium, 1099 nucleotides long. Lineage: Eukaryota; Fungi; Basidiomycota; Agaricomycetes; Polyporales; Cerrenaceae. The record is from the annotation of a GenBank genome assembly.